Messenger RNA from Vanessa tameamea, 4921 nucleotides. RefSeq names its product syntaxin-1A (gene Syx1A). The record is from RefSeq and is a predicted model, not a curated record. The coding region runs from base 214 to 1128 and encodes 304 amino acids. Gene Ontology annotation, biological process: intracellular protein transport; synaptic vesicle fusion to presynaptic active zone membrane; exocytosis. Gene Ontology annotation, molecular function: SNARE binding; SNAP receptor activity. Gene Ontology annotation, cellular component: presynaptic active zone membrane; endomembrane system; plasma membrane. NCBI's taxonomy places the organism in Eukaryota, Metazoa, Arthropoda, Insecta, Lepidoptera, Nymphalidae. The transcript has 9 exons.
AGUCAGUUACGCCAUCUACAACUUUGCAAUAUUUGUCCUAGUAGACUGAUGGAUGGAACUUGGAAGUUUCGUUCGUUCGUUGUAUCGAUUUUUUGAGUGAAGUGAACUAGUGUUCGUGUCCUUUAGUUUAGUGACGUUUGUUAGAAAAAUAUCUGUGAAUGGGAUUGUGUAACGAGAUAAAACGUUUAUUUGGUGUGUGAUUUUCUAUAAAGGAUGACGAAGGACAGGUUAGCGGCGCUUCAAGCGGCGCAAAGCGACGAUGAUGACGUCGGGCCUGACGAUGUCAACGUUCCCGUCGAAGGCGGCUUCAUGGACGAAUUCUUCAGUGAGGUGGAAGAGAUACGAGAAAUGAUAGACAAGAUCCAGGCUAACGUUGAAGAAGUAAAGAAGAAGCACAGUGCCAUUUUAUCAGCGCCGCAAUCAGAUGAAAAAACAAAGCACGAAUUAGAAGAUCUUAUGGCUGAUAUCAAGAAAACUGCCAACAAAGUCAGAGGAAAGUUAAAACACAUAGAGCAAAACAUCGAACAGGAAGAGCACUCCAACAAAUCGUCCGCCGAUCUCAGGAUAAGAAAGACCCAGCACUCGACCCUUUCGCGCAAGUUCGUGGAGGUGAUGACCGAGUACAACCGCACCCAGACCGACUACCGAGACCGGUGCAAAAACAGGAUACUCCGACAGCUUGAGAUCACCGGCCGUGCGACCACCGAUGAUGAACUCGAGGCUAUGCUGGAGCAAGACAAUCCCGCUGUAUUCACACAAGGGAUAAUAAUGGAGACACAACAGGCGAAGCAAACCCUGGCGGAUAUCGAAGCGCGACAUGCUGAUAUUAUUAAGUUAGAAACAUCGAUCCGCGAGCUACACGACAUGUUCAUGGACAUGGCUAUGCUCGUCGAAAGUCAGGGUGAGAUGAUCGACCGCAUUGAGUAUCAUGUAGAGCACGCUGUGGACUAUGUCCAAACUGCCACACAAGACACAAAGAAGGCCCUUAAAUAUCAGAGCAAAGCUCGACGGAAGAAGAUCAUGAUCCUAGUGUGCCUGCUCAUACUCGGCCUCGUGGUCGUCGGCUACGUGUCUAGCUACUUCGUACUAAUCCCAAGUUACCCCUUUCGCAGGACAGUGAAGCAAUGAAACAGAUAAUGCAACAAUUUGGUGCCUGCAUCCCGCCUGGCAAUCAACACCUGUCUGCCGAAUUCAUCACUAACAUACGCUCUUAUUAUUUAUCGUUAGAAUUUUUAUUAAUAAGGUUCAAAUUAUAUUAUAUUAUCAUCUGAAUUAUAUCGUCCCGCCUGGGGCAGUGUUUAGCUGUUAUCUUGUUGAAUUUUGGUCAUUAUCAAGUAAUCAUUGACCGCUAAUUAUUCCGUAAAUGUUGCUAGCAAAAAUAUAGUUAUCUAUUUAAUCGUUAUUUUUUUUAUUACUGUAUUAUGCAACCUUUUUACUCACUUAUAAUACUUAUAAGAAAUAUGAUGAUUUUAUUUUAAAAUUUCAAAGUGUUUUUUAAAUAGUUUAUAGUAACUUAAAAUGUGUUAUUGUAAAUACGAGUACCGUGCUCCGUUCGUGUUAUCAAAAACAUCUUGAUUUUAGGUUUUUAAUAUUUUUAAAAGGUUGCAAAAAUUAUUCUUCAUUCAAACAUUUUAUAAACAGUUAACCAUGAAUAUUAUAUCUAGAAGGUACAGAACAUGUUUAAGUAGUUCUUGUAUAACGAUAUUUAAACAAUACUCUCAAACCGUACUCCGUAUCAAGCUCCUAGUUUACUUGCCUUCAAUAAACAACAUAUUGCCUGAGGAAUUAGUCGUAAUACGUUUAUAUAAUAAGUAAAAAGUUGGUUAAACUGAUUGAAAGCUUCGCGGUUAGUAGCGAGUUCAGACAUGGUAUGUCGGUCCAUACCUGUGAUACAAUCUUUAAUAUCCAUUAACAACUACAUUAUAAUAAUCGUCAUUAAAUUAAUUACAAUCAGUAUUUUGAAAUUGUGUAGUGGCGAAGAUUGGGUGCCACGGUUUUUUCGAGUUCAGACUGCGAAUGAUUUCUUACGGGAAGUCGUAUCGAAUAGUAUAUUGGAUUAUCGGUGUACGUGAACGACACAUAGGGCACGCGAUUGGAAUGACGGUAAGGCGGCGGGAGAUGAUCGAACGAAACAAUAUUUGUACUCCAGUAAAAUACAAAAAUAAAAAUAAAUGUUAUUCUCUUUUACAUGGUUGGAUAUAUUGUGACAGUUAUUUGAUUUUCCGAAUAUUACAACUGUUCUGAACGAUCUUCGUUACAGAUAAAAUAUAUCAAUAUUUCGAUUAUUCGUUGAUGUAGACGCGGUGUAAAUGGCGCCCGAUGAUUGGUCGGCCGAAUGUCCGCAGUGUUAUCGUUGCUCCCGCGGCCAACCGUAAAAAAGCAUAUCGUGCCGCGUGCCGUCGCCGUAGCAAUAAUGAUGUUCGACUACAAUUUGUAAAAUUGUUUUAAAACUUUCGAAUGUGUGAUAGUAGAUGCAGUUGUUGUUUAGUUAAUUCUAACAUGUAAUAAUAAUUAUAAAUUAAUUGUUAUCGUGAGUGUAACAUUUAUUAUCAAGUAAGAUUUCAUUAUAGUGAAUAUGGUCACUUUUGAUGCUUACGUACGAUCAGAUAUAGACGAACGGAUGGGAAGACGUUUGUGUUUUCUUUGUUUUACUUAACAUUUAAGAUGCUCUUCGUUGUACAGUAAAACAUAAUGUAGCAGUUUUAGCUAGGGUAAAUUUUUUAAUAAAUUAAAAUUACCGUCUUCAGCAAUAUAAGUGUAGCAUAUCGAGCAGUUUUCUUUUUAAAACCGAACACAUUAGAAAACGACUUCUCGAAAAUUUAAGCACUAAAAUGUUACAGUUCUUAGCGUUUUCCUAAUAUAAUAAUAAUAAUAUAUUUGCGUGAAUAAUAAAUAUAUUAUAGUGAGAUUUCCGAGGCGUGCUGUUAAUAUAAAACAUUUCGAGGGGUGAUGGGGAUUGGGCAGUAAAUAACGGUACUAAAUAACCCGAACCCCGUCGCGUCCUCGAGUCAAAUAGUGACCUAUGUUCGGUCGCAUAUAUAAGGAAAUGAAGCAAUGUUAAUUUAAACAUUAAUAGCAUAAUUAGAUUUUUAUCCUUAAGAGUAGGAUUUCAUCUAGUUGCCUUCGUAAUAGUAGAGAAAUUAGGUGAUACCUUUUUCUCGUUAGCUUUAUUAUAAAGUGGUGAGGCCAGUCGCAUGUCUAUUCGCCAGUCAAUUGUCUCGCUUGUCGCGCCGGACGCGUCGUGCGCCCGCUUCUCACCGCUGUUUCCUCUAUCGUGUACGUGUAUUUACAUCGCAUUCAAUCUAGCUAGAUGCAUCGUCUCAUCGUAUCUAGGCUAAGUAUAACAAUGGCCUCGGAGCGAGGCCGUGUACCUGACACCAAUCUAACAUUAAUGAAUUUAGUGAAACUCAAUGCGCCCGUGCGCGCAAUAUUACGCUUUUAUGCAAACGUACUUUCGCACAAGUCACUCGAACGGUGCGGAAGCUGCCGUUUCUGGAUUCGAUCCGGUUGAUCCUGUACUCAUUUGUAAUAUAUUUUAGAGGUAGUCGAAACACAAAUUCUAGUCAGCUUUCAUUGAUCUCUAUUAUUCCGAUAAUCUUAAUCGUAAUUACAGUUAUAUUCUUCUGUUACUAGUAUAUACUGUAAGUGAGGUUCUCGUGUUCAAACGCCGACAGCGGGAAUCGCACGCGCCUGAGGUCCAUCCCAUGGGCUACUCCUCAGAGUCUGACCAGGUCGCUUUCGAUUCCCGCCUGCCAGAUAUAUAUAUGCGUUCUAAUCAAUCUUAAUAAUAUUAUAACGCAUAGAUAUUUUCAUAAUCAAUAGUAUGCAUAUUGUUAUUGGAUUGCUAAUUUUGUAUACCUACGUACACAAUUAGUAUAGUUUAUAUACUUAUGUGUCAAUUCUUAUAGCGUUUUAUUACAUUAACAGAAAAUAGAUAGUAAGUGUUAAAAUAAUCCGACUAACAAUGUUGUUUAUCAAGCUAUUUUAAACUAAUUAUGUUAUAUUUCUGUUUAUUAAAUAAAAUCAUUGUUUUAAUGAAGUAUGCGUUACUUUGGAUUAUCAAAGAUAUGCAGUCUUCAUAUUGUCUAACAAAAAUCUACAUAAUCAUAAGUAUGUAAUUGUAUUUAUCUAAUUCGAAUUGGUAGCCCUUUUAAAAGACUUGAAAUCGUAAUUCUUCUAAAAUAAUGUUCUUGCUUUGUGAAUUUAUCAGACAACGAACACAUUCCAAGUAUUAUAUAUAAUAUAAGCAUAUCUGUAAUAACAAAUUCACUUUCAAAUUUGCAAUUAAAUCAUUCGUGAAUCGAUUGUGAUGAUAAUGCCAUUCCACUUUGCUAUUUAUAUUUCUGAUAUUUAAAUUUGAACAUUAAUGUGUGGGAAAUCUUUGUGGAUUUGUCCAUUGGGCAAAAGGGUUUCGUCUACGUUAAGAUGUAGGCUCUUGAUCAUAGAACCCUAAUGCCUAACAGUAGAGUCGCUAGACAAGAAUUCGUAGUUUAAACUCUUCACAAAACUCGAAAGUUCGCGCUUCGUUCUUUUAACGUAUUGAUGUUGCUUGCCGUUAAAUAAUGUCAAACAUUGAAAUUAAAUAAAAAGUAUAUAAUAAUUAAACCGUGUUAUUUUGUACAUGUUUAGUCGAAAUUGUUAAAAUAGUUUAGUUCUUAGUUUUUAUGUUUAUAUAUUUAUAUUAUGUAAAAAAGUAAAUACUUAUAUGAUUGAAAUAUCCCCCCUUUAUGGCAAAUUUCUUGUAAUCUUGUAAAGGAAUAUUUAUUACCGUUCAAAAGUAAUGUAUUAACGAAUUAACAGUGAGGUUCUGGAUACACGUUGUAAAAUUCAAGUUAGAUUGGUUUUAUAGUCAUUCUGUAUGUAGGUUAUCAAUCUGAAAUUUUCUCAUAAUUAUAAAAUAAACGGUGUUUUCUGCUGUGAA